ACAUCAAGACGCCAAUAGGAGAGCCCGGUGAGAUGGAACUGAAAGGAUCAACGUCUCGUUGUCUUAUCGAACAUCAUGUUCACGAAUAACACCAAUCGUCUAGACAUAUUAGGAGAUACAAGUGAAAAAAGAAGACGCUGCUCGGACUGCGUAACCACGAUUCCAUUGAGCACCAUCUCCAUCGAUCCUUAUUCGAUCAACAGACGCGCUCGCGCGUGAGUGAAACGAGAAUGAAAACGCCGAACUAUUAAUCGAUCAACGAUAAAAUUAUUUCUCGAAAAAUGGAGAGGAUUGGCCACGUAUGGUUGUCCAUGGACUAAAAUAAGUCCGAGUUAGAGACCACGCGUGCGAUCUCGUGAUUUUCCUCACAAACCGCCCGCCAAUCUCCGUAUUGAACGCGCGCUCGUGGAAUCGCGUUCGCCGCCCCCACGAUCUCCAUCCUUAAAUUAACCUGCCGCGACCCCUUCAUAUGAUGGCGCCCUACAUUGCCAUUUUACCUUCAAAUUGAAGUGCUAUCUCUCCAUCUUCCGUACCCAAAUAAGCUAAAACCUCUCCACAAAAUGUCUCCCAGAGUUCUCUUCAUCUGCCUCGCUUCGAUCGCCGUGCUCGGGUUGGCCUCGGCCGCGGAGCCUACUACCACCGCCAGUGCUCCAACCACCUCGUCGCCCUCCUCCUCCUCAGCAUUUGCACCGGUUUCCGAUAGCGCGGUUGGCAACACGGACGACGGGUCGGGGGACGACAAAGGAGACGACGCGCUCGCGGCGCCCGUCGGCAGCCCGGUGCCCGCGGGAGUGUUUCCUUCGUCAUUGGAUGCGUCCGCGCCUGGCCCCGGCGGCAGCGGAGCCUUUCGAGCCGGCAUCUCCGCAAGCAUCGCGAUCGCCGCUAUGAUCGGGCACUUCUUCUGAAUCGAAUCUCGAGCCGGGCCGAU
Messenger RNA from Rhodamnia argentea, 928 nucleotides. Its product is annotated as anther-specific protein BCP1. The transcript has a single exon. Lineage: Eukaryota; Viridiplantae; Streptophyta; Magnoliopsida; Myrtales; Myrtaceae. The coding region runs from base 561 to 905 and encodes 114 amino acids. The record is from RefSeq and is a predicted model, not a curated record.